Messenger RNA from Naegleria gruberi, 1230 nucleotides. RefSeq lists its product as uncharacterized. NCBI's taxonomy places the organism in Eukaryota, Heterolobosea, Eutetramitea, Acrasida, Naegleriidae. Bases 1 to 1230 code for a protein of 409 amino acids. The transcript has a single exon. Gene Ontology annotation, molecular function: ATP hydrolysis activity. The record is from RefSeq and is a predicted model, not a curated record.
AUGUCCCCCAAUGAAAGCAAUAACGUUCAGCCCGUACAUGUUCUUCCAGACUUUGAGGAUUCAUCUCCAGAAAACAAUAAAUUGUUGUUGGCAGAAGAACAAGCAAAAAGUGAAAAGAAGAAUUCCACAUUUUUCACUUGUUUUAAUUAUGCGGGUGUGAUUGUGAUGGUAAUUGGUACAAUCUUGGUCUCCAUUGCUGUGUACAUUGGCUAUUCAUAUCAAAAUAACAAAAUAGUGGUUCAAGUCAAAGAGUUUUCUGAUAAACUCAUUCUGCUAAAUAAUACUUUCUUUGCUGAGAAAACUGUCCACUUCAUUCCAAAAAUCAAGGAGCCUAUAUUUUCACGAGAAUUUUCUAGAGCCAUUAAGACAAUGCAAUCAUGCAAUAUUCAGAAACAGUUAAUGUGGUAUUUUUAUGGAGAGAGUGGUAUUGGGAAAACCACAAUGCUGCAAGUGGUUUUGCAAGAACUGAAUCCCCAAACCUAUAUUUAUGUUAAUUUGGAAAGUGGAAACUCUUGGAAAGAUAUUGGGAUUAAGCUUAAACUGAUUUCUGUUCAAGAAGAGGCAACAGACUUUGUAAUUUUCCAUACUUUAAGGGACUAUUUGGAGAUAAUGAAAGAGCAAUGCCCUAUCAUUGUAAUUGAUGGAGCCAACAGAAACCCAGAAAUUACAAACAAGUUUAUUGCUUUUUGGCGAGAUGUCAGUUGUAGUGGAAGGCCUUUUGGAUUACUCAUGCUGUCCUCUGAUGGAGUUGCAGCACAAUCAAUUUCACUGGGUGGUGGUAGAGUUACUCUUAAUGAGCUUUCACCAUCUAACGAAUUUGCUAGAGAAUUCUUAAAGGCUGAAUUUGGAAUAGAAGAUUCAGCUCUUGUUUUGGAAAUUAUCAAUAUAACAGGAAACAACAUUAUUUACAUGCAAAAAGUUGAAAGGAUGUCUGAUGGUCAAGUUGAUUUGCUUGGAUUGGAAAAGCUUGUUCGAAAAGAUAUCCAUUUUCAUCUUGACGAAUUGCAGAAAAAAGAAAGAGCCUACAAGUACUUUAAAAAGUUGGUAAAAGUUUUGCUUUUUGAGCCAGAAAAAAGUGAGGUUAUAUUAGCAACCAUUCCUGCAAAACAAGCACAGAUAAUUUUCAGCUCUAACCUGUUAAGAAAAGGUGAAUAUGACUAUACAUUCCAAAAUUCGGCAGUGGAACGGUUUUUCAGAAAGGAUCACUCAAAAUUAAAAUUGGAAACUUAA